AUCAGAAACAUUCUUUUUUUCUUUAUCUCAAGAAUUGUUCAAUGGAAAUACUUGUUAAUGUUGUAGGUGGCUUUGUUGUUGAGGUAGGAAAGUUUGUAUCGAAAUGCAUCUAUCCUAAGAUUGAAAAUAUUGUCUGUUUCGCGUCAAAAAUUGAAAAUCUAAAGGAGGAAAUGGAGAAGCUAACAAAGUUUAGAAAUGAUAUCAAAGUAAAGUGGAAGGAGCUGAGGGAUAAGGCUAUAAACCAAAACCCAACGUUCUCAAGUGGAUCGAAGAUGUUCACAAUCUAGAGAAUGAAUAGGAAACUAUGCAAUAAAGCAUUGCAACAGCGAAGAAGGUUGCGUACAAAUGUUGUCCAAAAUGCAGCCUUCGUUCGAAAGCCUCCACUCAAGCACGGAACAUCCGAGAUCAACUUUGUCGCCUUGUAGAGACUCGAGAAAACUUUGGAUCCAAUUUGUUGGUAGAAAAUUACCAGAUGAAAAAAGUUGAGUUCAUCCCUGGACCAUCGAUAGAAGGCCAGUCAAUAGCAACAAGGAAUCUCAACAAAAUCCUUCGACUAUUAGAAGAUAAGGUAUGCAAAAUCGGUGUGUGGGGUACUGGAGGAGUUGGGAAGACAACAUUGGUGAAGAAUCUGAACAAUGAGCUUCUAAAGAUUGAUGUGUUGAAUACUAAACUAUCUUUUGGUGUUGUGAUAUGGGUUACAGUGCCCAAACCACCAAUAGACAUAAGAAAGGUUCAAGCACAAAUUGCCAGCAGAUUAAACCUAAAGGUAGAUAACGAGGGAAGUGUAAUAAGCAUUGCCAGCAAAAUCCAUCAGAGGCUCAAGCAAGAAAAGAGUUUCCAUGUUUGGGAAGCUAUAGACUUGGAUUACGUAGGUGUGCCCCAACCUGAAUAUCCCGCAAGAAGCAAGAUAAUUGUAACUUCUCGUUUUUUGGAUGUUUGUAGGCAAAUGAAAACGAGAGCAGACACCGAAUUGAAUGUUUCCACAUUGGAGGAGGAUGAAUCUUGGCAACUGUUUGUCAAAAAUGCGGGAGAUGUUGCCAAUCUGGAGCAUAUUCAGCCAUUGGCAAAAGAUAUUGCAAGAGAGUGUGGUGGUUUACCAUUAGCGAUCACUGUUAUUGGAACAUCUAUGAGAGGGAAGACUAGGGUCGAGCUCUGGGAAGAUGCUUUGAAAUCACUUAGAAUGUCUGAACCUCAUAACAAAGAUGUAGAAAAAAAGGUCUACAUGGUCAUCAAGUCUAGUUUUGAUUCUUUAGAAUCUCAGAAUAUUGAAUUAUCCUCAGAGCAAAGAAACAAACAUGUGAACAAACAGAGAGCUGACAUUAAAAGUUGUUUCUUGUAUUGCUCCUUAUAUCCGGUGGAUAUUCCAACAGAUGAUCUCAUAAAUUGCUGGUGGGCAGAGGGGAUCCUCGGUGAACAUGACUCAUAUGAAGAAGCCCACAACAGGGGAAUCACAACGAUCAGGAGUCUAAUAGAUGCCUGCUUGCUAGAAACGCAUGAGAUGGAUUUUGUGAAGAUGCACGACGUGGUUCGUGAUGUUGCUAAAUGGAUAGCUAAUACCUUUGGGGAUGACCACAUUUCUGUUUUUCAAGCUGGAAUUGGGUUGGCUGAGAUAUCACAUAUUAAAGUAUCAGCUUCUGUCAAGAGAAUAUCUUUUGCAAGUAACAGAAUUGAAUGUCUACCUGAUUGCUUCACGAAAUGCCCAGAGACAACUUCUUUACUUUUGCAAGACAAUGAACCCCUAGUGAAAACUCCCCAUGAAUUCUUUUUGGCAGUUCCAUCCCUAAGAGUUCUGAACCUGAGUGGUACUGCUAUUAGAGAACUGCCUUCUUCCAUCAAUAGUUUAUGUCAACUACGUGCUCUAAUACUACAAAAUUGCGAUGGGUUGAAGGACUUACCACCUAUUGGUAAUCUUUGCAAUUUGCAAUUGCUUGAUUUUGAUAAUACAAGGUUACGUUGUCUGCCGCAAGGAAUUGAAAAGUUGACAAAUCUGAGGCUAUUAAGUAUGCCAGCAUCUGAUUUGGAGAGCAGCAUAGGCCAAGGAUUUUUCCUCAAAUUGUCUAACAUUGAAAUACUAAAUAUGAUGGGUAGCUGUCUUGGAGCAACUUCUUUUGAUGAGAUAUCCUCUCUACACAAUCUGACAUCUCUUUUUAUUAGAUUGAAUAGAUCAUCAAUUUUCAAUAGAGACCACACCUGGAUGAAAAGAUUGAAACGAUUUCGUAUUGAAGUUGGGAAAACUUCAAUUUUUAUACCAUUCAACAAGUCAAGAAAGGAGAUAAUUUUCUCCAAGUGUGAAAUUUUCAGUAGCAGAGAGGUCUCAGGCAUGUUGCAGUUUGCUUCACAUUUAUACUUGGAAGAAUUCAUGGGUCUCAGGAAGUUGUUUGCGUACAACAGUUUUGAUGGAUUAAAAUCACUACACAUAGAGAGUUGUUCUUGUGAUUUCGGAUCAGCAGCAGGAGGAAGUGGACAGAUUGAUCCUUUGCCAAAUCUGGAACAUCUCAGCGUCGUUUAUGUAGAUAAUUUAAAGAGUAUUUCUCAUUUCGGUCAUUUAAGAUUUUCUGACUUACGCCGACUGGAUAUAAACAUUUGUGAUAGUUUAACAUGUCUUUUCAAUGUUGGUGGAGCUUUUUCUGUACCUAAGCACUUGGAAGAAAUUACAAUUGAUUCAUGUUCAGAGCUGGUAGAGUUGUUUGUGCAAAGCAGCUCAAGUCAAAUUCCAAUGGAACACCUGGAGGAACUUAAGGUGAUCAAUUGCAAUGAAAUAAGGAAGUUGCCUUUCUCUAUUCAAACCUCCAACAACAUCAAAGUAAUAACAGGAACACCGGAAUGGUGGAGCCAAUUGGAGUGGGAUGAUGACAACUUCAAGUCAAAUUUAGAGCAUUGUUUUACAGAAUCCUACUGGUAGAAGGAUCAAAGUUGACGUUGCAUUUCAGGGAAAUAAAAUAGUAGAUGAAGGAAAUUCCUGCACCAGAGAGAGAAAGAGUGAGAGAGAGUUUUUCGAGCUAAAGUUAACCAGUUGAGUUUGCUGUGAUGUAUUUCCUGUCAGAUGUAUUAAGUUUUUCUGUCAAUAACUGUUCCCUGUUUGUAUUAUUUGUGCUUUCUGGUUCCGAUAUUUUCAUUGCUUGAUUGUACAUCGAGUAAUUUCUUGUUUCGAUUGUUUUUUUGUUAUCAUCACUGGUAUUGCUUUUGAGUUUAAACAUUUUAGAGCAUUCUUAAAAUGUACAUUCAAAAUUUAUCACAUGCUCUUGAUUUUCUAUGUUUUUGUUCCAGUGAUAGCACAUAUAUACCAGCUAUCAAGAAUUUGAAAUCUGAGAGCGCCUAUUACACCUUUGUGCUGUAAAAGGGUCCAACUGAGAGCUUAUCUUACAAGAAAUUUCGCUACUUUAGUACCAUUACAGUUAUGGUAGUCGACUGUCUAGUUGUAGUUGUAUCUCUAGCUGUUUGAAAUGCUCCAGAUUCUGGUUUAUUUGGCAUACGACGGAAGUCAUUUUACGGAAAAUUCUUUCUCAGAGAAGGACUUCCCAGUGUUUGGCUCAAGAGUGAAAAGUAUUUUUCUCAGAAUCAACAGAUCGUUUCAUGAUGGGAUUUUUGACAGGAUUAUGAUUGACAAUGUCUAGUGUUUGUUAAACUUGAAACAUGCCUUCCGUAUUUACACCAAACCAAACAUUUAACGUUAGCAAU
Solanum dulcamara is the source of this 3678-nucleotide messenger RNA. Its product is annotated as disease resistance protein At4g27190-like. Lineage: Eukaryota; Viridiplantae; Streptophyta; Magnoliopsida; Solanales; Solanaceae. The record is from RefSeq and is a predicted model, not a curated record. The transcript has 3 exons. The coding region runs from base 473 to 2902 and encodes 809 amino acids. Gene Ontology annotation, molecular function: ADP binding; protein binding.